Colletotrichum chrysophilum is the source of this 807-nucleotide messenger RNA. RefSeq lists its product as uncharacterized. Bases 1 to 807 code for a protein of 268 amino acids. Lineage: Eukaryota; Fungi; Ascomycota; Sordariomycetes; Glomerellales; Glomerellaceae. The transcript has a single exon. Gene Ontology annotation, molecular function: oxidoreductase activity, acting on the CH-OH group of donors, NAD or NADP as acceptor. The record is from RefSeq and is a predicted model, not a curated record.
AUGCCCACUCACACCGGCACCACCGUCAUCGUGACCGGCUCCGGAGGCGGCCUCGGCAAGUCCAUCGCCGAAGCCUACCUCGCCGCCGGCGCCAACGUCGUCAUCUCCGACAUCAACCAGGCCCGCAUCGACGCCGUCGCCGCCGAGUACCGCGACACCUACGCCGGCCGCCUGCACGCCAUCGCCGUCGACGUCACCUCCGAAGCCUCGGUCGCCGCCCUCGUCCAGGGCGCCGUCGACCGCUUCGGCCGCCUCGACGUCCUCGUCAACAACGCCGGCGUCAUGGACAAGUUCGACCCCGCCGGCGAGUGCGCAAAGGACACAUGGGACUCCGUCCUCGCCGUCAACCUCACGGGGCCCUUCCUCACCACAAAGGCCGCCGUCAACCAGUUCCUCGCCCAGGGCGCCACCUCCGCGUCCGGCGGGCCCCCCGGCCUCAUCAUCAACAUCGGCUCCAACGCCAGCUUCCGCGGCCUGUGCUCCGGCGUCGCCUACACCGCCUCCAAGCACGGCCUCAUCGCCGUCACCAAGAACACCGCCGGCUUCUACGGCGACAAGGGCAUCUACUCCAUCGCCUUGCUGCUCGGCGGCAUGGACACCACCAACAUCAUGGACGCCUUCGCGACGGGCGUCAACCAGGAGGGCAUGAUGAAGACGGUCGCCGCGCAGCCCGAGUACAAGCGCGGCGAGACGGGCCUGGACCCCGCUGCUGUGGCCAAGUACUGCAUCUUCUUGACUGACAAGGAUAUUGCGUCGUCGGCCAACGGUAGCUGUAUCACGUUCAACAAGAACUGGCCGUACGCGUAA